Molecule: messenger RNA, 1071 nt
Organism: Laetiporus sulphureus 93-53
Lineage: Eukaryota; Fungi; Basidiomycota; Agaricomycetes; Polyporales; Laetiporaceae
Product: terpenoid synthase
Exons: 5
Coding region: 1-1071 (356 amino acids)
Source: RefSeq, a predicted model, not a curated record
AUGCAGGAGAUGUCAACUAUACUGCAUAUCCCUGACACGAUGUCUGCGUGGCCGUGGCCUCGUCAGAUCAAUCAACAUUACGAGGAAGUCAAAGCGGCUUCCGACUUGUGGAUUCAGAGCUUCAACGUGUGCAAGCCCUCGUCUCAGCGUGCUUUCGAAAGAUGUGACCUUGGCCUUCUCGCGGCGCUUAUGUACCCAUCGCUCAAUAAAGCCCAUCUCCGAGUUGGAUGUGAUUUGAUGAACAUAGUCUUCGUGAUUGAUGACUACACUGAUGUCCAAGACGCGACAGUAUGCGACAAGGUUGCUGACGUGGUGAAGCACGCACUGCACAAUGUGUGCGAACCGAGACCAGACGGAGAGAUGAUCAUCGGUGAGAUAGCAAGACAGUUUUGGCAACCUGCGGCCAAACUAUCUAGACCUGGGGCCCAACGUCGCUUCCUGAAAUACAUGUCGGAGUAUCUCGACAGUAUGGCCGUUCAGGCUGCAGAUCGGAUUUACCAUACCAUUGAUACAAUCGACGUCUAUAUGAAGCUUCGACGCAAGACUGCCGGGGUGCCCCCGUCAUUCUUCCCGAUAGAGCUGGAGCUCAAGGUCGAUAUUACGAAUGACGUCUUCUAUCAUCCGGUCGUAGCGAAGCUUUCGUCUUGUGCCGCUGAUCUGAUAAUCCUUGACAAUGAUAUUGCCUCUUACAAUAAGGAGCAGUCGGCUGGCGACCGCCACAAUAUCAUCGCUGUUGCGAUGCGGCAGUUCAGCGUGGACUACGACGGCGCGAUAUCCUGGGUCGAAAAAUACCACAAGCAGAUUGAAGCCUCGUUCUUGGACGCAUUGACGAGGCUUCCGUCUUGGGGGCCAGAAAUUGACGAUGAACUCGGGAAAUAUAUCAUCGGGAUGGCUACUUGGGCGAGAGGGAACGUUUGCUGGAGUUUUGAAGGGGGACGGUACUUUGGAGACAAGGGGCUUGAGGUUCAGAGAACGCAUUACGUUCCGUUGCUUCGUAAGAUCGAGCGGGGUGCCAGCGCAGGCAACGAGGCUCACGAUGAUGACAUCGUCACUCCGCUCAUAGAGAUGUAG